This is a messenger RNA of Pantherophis guttatus, 488 nucleotides long. RefSeq names its product regulator of G protein signaling 21 (gene RGS21). The record is from RefSeq and is a predicted model, not a curated record. NCBI's taxonomy places the organism in Eukaryota, Metazoa, Chordata, Lepidosauria, Squamata, Colubridae.
GCAAAAUGCUAUAUGUUCAUAAUGAUAAUUUCAAGAGCAAAUGUUGUUUCUACAGAUCAUCCCUGGGGGGGAAAAUGUCAUGGAUGGAAUCUGUGGAUACACUUUUGGCUAACAAAGAUGGCCUGGAUGCAUUUAGAACUUUCCUGAAAUCAGAAUUCAGUGAAGAAAAUAUUGAAUUUUGGCUCGCUUGUGAGGACUUCAAGAAAACAAAGUCAGCAGCUAAAGUUGCUUCAAAAGCCCAAAGGAUUUACUCUGAAUUUAUCCAAGCUGAUGCACCACAGGAGAUAAACAUUGACUUCAAUACCAGAGACCGCAUCAUGGAGGCUAUUUCGAAACCAACUCUCAACUGUUUUGAUGAUGCUCAAAAAUUAAUCUACAGCCUCAUGGUCAAAGAUUCAUUCCCACGGUUUCUGAAGUCAGAAGCUUAUAAAGAACUGGCAAAUAAGGAACUGAAAAGAAGUCAAAAAAGGUGGCUGCCAUUUUUCUAA